Penicillium brevicompactum is the source of this 4215-nucleotide messenger RNA. Its product is annotated as putative membrane-tethered transcription factor (SPT23). Lineage: Eukaryota; Fungi; Ascomycota; Eurotiomycetes; Eurotiales; Aspergillaceae. The coding region runs from base 1 to 4215 and encodes 1404 amino acids. The record is from RefSeq and is a predicted model, not a curated record. The transcript is spliced from 2 exons. Gene Ontology annotation, molecular function: protein binding.
AUGGGACCGGCACAAGAUCCCUCUUCAUCCGGUUUUCCUUCCCUCGAUCCUAUCAUCAUGGACGACGACAUGGAGUCCACCUUCCGCAGCGCCAACAUGGAUUUCUUGGACCCCACAAAACUCGAGAUGUCCGCUGAAAAUGGUGGUGCUGAAUUUGACGACUUGUUCGCACGGGCGACGACUGCGCGUACGAAUGGCGCCUCGGGGCAUUCGAAGCCAUACCAAGACCAAAACCCCCUGAGACAGCUGCCUGGUUUGGCAGCCGACUCGCCCGCUGAAUCGGCAGACGACUCAAGUCGCAGCUCCUCCUCCGAAUCUCCCCGCAAUCACAUUCGCCAAACCUCGAUCGCUUCCACAAAUUCCGCCGCGCAUAGCGAGAAUCCCUUGACAUCUGCGGGUUACACGGCUGAAGACUGGAUGCGCCCGGAGUUAUCAUCAGUGAAGGAGGAAUCACCGUUCAACAUCGACCCAUCUUUCCCCAUGGACGGCGGAUUCUCGGUAGAUCCCGAUCUGGAGGUCAGCAAUAAGGCUAUGGACGCAGCAUUCGACUUCGAAAGUGCGGCCAGUAGCCCCAGCCCCUUGAAAACAGACAAUGGAUCUCUUCCCAGACCGCAUAAACGAUCAAAAUCCCACCUCUGGAGUCCUUCGAGUAAUCACGCUACAUUGUCACAAGAUGUUGCGCCGCAGGUGAGUCAUUUCGAUGCCUACAGUCAGUUUGGACAGUACUCACACAUACCUCAGGCUCAAGCGCCCGGGUCUCCGUUUUUCGCGUUCGGACUGAACGGUCAAUCGCCAUAUUCCAACGGCAUGCACCAUGAUCUGGAAAGAGCACCGCCGCAAUGGGGUGGACAAUCUCCGUCCUCUAUUUUGGAAGAAAGCUUCGGAGGAAUCAACAUGAAUCACCAAUCGCCUCUGAAUGCCUCGCUCUCUCCAGGAAUGAACUUCGGUACACCUCCGUCAUACCCGGUACCAGUCAACUUCGCUUCAUCUCCCGUUCAACCACAGAUGAACUCCGCAAAUCCACUUCAACCUGUCCUCACAGUACACCCGACUUCUCUGAAAUCGCGUGUUGAAACUCAGAUUCCUAUUCGAUUGACUCUCUCCCCAUUACCGUCAGGGGUCAGGAAACUGCGCCUUCCAUCGCACACAAUUUCGAAGCUCAAGUUCCUUGCGCCUCCCGCCACAGAACCAUCUCAGGAUACGCUACAGUUGUUUACGAGUUUGGUAUGCACAAGCGCCAUGCAGGACCGGGAAAAGAUCAAACGAGCGUUUGCGAGGACGAGAGGGGACCAAUAUCGACCAACCUCGGACGAUGAACGUCCAUUGGAUGGGGGCGACGUGAAGAUUUGCAGUGGAUGUAUACAACGAGAACGCAAACGCGCCUCUCGGAAGAAGCAGCGGAAGCCUGAGGAAGAUGAACUGUUCCAAAAAGACGAAGAGAAGAGGGUUAUUGUUUUCAACACUAGCGAAAUCAAGGAAUGGACAGAGCCAGCAAAGAACGCCAGCGGGGGCUAUGGAGAUGGCCCUGUGCCGCCAGGUUCUAUGCAGGUUGAACUACCUAUGCGUAUUGCUUGCUACUGUCGUCACCAAAACGAGAAGCUCGGUUUCCAAGUCAUCUUUACUGUGAAAGACCACAUGGACAAUGUGGUUGCGCAGGCGAUCACCAACUCCAUCAUGAUCACCGACGACCACAAGACUCAGGCACCAUCUGCACCUGCGCCAACUGGGCCAUCGCCAUCUCUUGCAGAUGGCACCCAAGUACCAGGAGUCAGUGUAUUUGCCUCGGGUCAAAACGAGAAUGGGAAGAGCCCAUUUGCGCCUCAGUCACCAACUGAUUUGCAGGGUCUGCAACAACGCUUUAACUCGCAGUACCAGCUCACACCCAGCUCUUUUGCAGCACAAGGAGCAACUAACGGUGUUCCUGUUACUCACCAAUCCCGAAGCCUGUCUCGAGGCGCGUCACCAUCCGACUUCCAAGGACCGCAAAGCAAGCGACGUAAACACAGCAGCUCUGGAAGACUACCCUCCGAGCUGACAAUGACCCGACUGGAAACGCCACAAUCGUCUGCGGCGGCCAUGAAUGCUGCCCAGCUCGCCGCUGCUCGAGGAUUCGCUUCUCCAUCUGAACAGCCGUUCGUCACACCUUCCUCCAUGUCGGGUCAAUAUGGAAACGGUCCGCCAACCCCGAACCAAAGUAAUGACAACAAUCCAUUCUUCAACCCAACUCCUGCCCAGCGCCAAAGCCUGGAUAAUUUGGCUGGUGGAGCGAUGGGCUCAACGCCCAACUCCGCUCAUCCAAGCCGCCCCGGCACACCAGGUGGAUCGAAUCGCAAUGGUUUCCAAGAUCCUAAUCUUGCUCUUGCGCUUGGUGCAAACACUUCAAGUCAAGUUUGGCCUCCUCUCAAUGCCGCUCCCGCCAGGCUACCAUCAGUCAUCCACAAACUGGUUCCUUCCGAAGGCUCCAUCACCGGUGGCACUGAGGUCACCCUGUUGGGAAGUGGAUUCUACCCUGGUAUGGAGGUUGUGUUCGGUGACACGCUUGCAACCACGACUACGUUCUGGGGUGACAAGUGCCUCAAUUGCCUGACCCCUCCUGCUCUCCAGCCGGGGUUGGUCUCUGUCGUGUUCAAGCAUGAGCACCCUAUCUUCGGCCAAGUCCAACAGCAUCAGACCCUGAUGCCAAAACAGCAGCUCUUCUUCCGUUACGUCGAUGACCGCGAACUUCAAAUGUACCGCUUAGCAUUGAACAUUCUUGGUCAAAAACUUGGAAGCCAAGCGGAUGCAUUCCAAACCGCACGACAGAUCAUGGGAAGUGACCCGAACGCCUUCUUCAACAUGCAGGCGGAUAUGCAGGGCAACUCUUCUGGGGGCCAGCAACGUCAAGUACCGGGUCUUGAAAACACCGGCAAACUCAGUGAUAUGGACUCCAAAAUGCUUACGUAUUUGGAAUUCCUUGACCUAGAUGACAGCCCUCGUCCUCCUCGUUACAACUGCCGCAGCACAACAGGUCAAAGUCUGCUUCACUUCGCGGCCUCUCUGGGGCUCACGAGAUUCGUCGCGGGUCUGCUGGCUCGGGGUGCUAACCCCGACGUGCAAGACAACGUCGGCAAUUCGCCAAUGCACUUGGCCGCACUCAACGGCCAUGCUCACAUUGUCCAUCGACUUCGUCUCACGGGUGCCAACGCCAAUGCCCGCAGUGUGCGAGGAUUUACCCCUGCGGACUUGGCGACAACGCUCCCAGCACACCAAGCUGCUUUGCUUCCCGCCCGCACCUACAGAUCUCGCAGCGUUGGAUCUCUCACCUCGCGCCGUCGGCAGAGCAGCUCGGCUUCGCUCAGCUCCAUGUGGGAGGUCUCAUCAGCAUCGGGCUCUCUUGGUCACACCGCUGGCGAGUCGGAGGAAGUGGACUCUGAAGAUGAGACAACUGAUGACUCGGACCCCGAGCCCCUUCAGUUCAGCUCCUCUCGUCGCUCAAGCAUGCACCAGGACAUCAGCCCGCCUAUCGCCGAUACCAGCGAGCAAAAUGUCGCCCCUGGUGACCCUCCGGCACCUCUUAUCGUUUGGCGUGAUCAGCUGGCUGUUCAAAUUACUCAAUUCCAGCAGAGUGGACAAGGCAUGAUGCGUCGCAUCACCAACCUCGUACCCAACCGGCCAGCUGCUGGAGACGGCUGGUGGGAUUAUCUCAAGGGUACCACAUCCCCCAACCCCAACCAACCACCCUCUUAUGACGAGCUCUUCCCUCACCCUGAUCCCACCGCCGAGGAGUCAGACAUCAAGAAGUCGACCAUUCUGCGUGCCGCAACAGAAGCAGCUAUAGAUCAGCACUUUGAAGCAGAGAACAGUGCAGCUGCCGCUUCCGCUUCGACAUCUCGACCCACACCGGCUGCUGUCACUCAAGUUAAAGAAGAACUGAAAGACAUUACAAUUGGCCGCAAGGUCAUCUCACACGAGCAGCAAACACAUCUCCGGGAACAACAGGCUCAACGAAUGAAGGGUCUACGCAGCGACCGAAAUCUAUACUUUGUCUGGGUAAGUCAUAAAUCCUACUACACCAUAAUCUUCAUGUCCACUAACAUUUCACAGAUCCCUCUUCUUCUUCUGGUUAUUUGCGCAUGGGUUCGAAACUACGUUCCCGGAAUCUGGCAAGGCGUCACGGACACUUUUGAAUUUGUGAAAGCUCGCUCUUCACAGCAGGCUGUGGAAUUGGGCAUUUAG